Molecule: messenger RNA, 667 nt
Organism: Camelina sativa (false flax)
Lineage: Eukaryota; Viridiplantae; Streptophyta; Magnoliopsida; Brassicales; Brassicaceae
Source: RefSeq, a predicted model, not a curated record
UUUAUAAUACUUCGGAGAUUAUCAAUAUCCUCAUUGGACUUACUACUCCUAUAUAUAUGAUCUUCCUAUCAUCAUCAUUUCCACCAGUUCACCACAAAUCACAUUCAAUCAUUUCAAACACUCUACUUUUUAUUUAAUCAUGUCUUCUUUCAGCAAUGUUUCGGACUUGAAACCUUUCAAAAACAUGUGGAAGAUCAAGGUGAAGAUCAUUCAACUGUGGAAACAAUACUCAGCUACCACCGGUGAAACAAUCAAAAUGAUUUUGAUAGAUGCUAAGGGCGACAAAAUCCAAGCUACCAUCAAAAAUGCUCUCAUUGGAACGUUUAGGGACCAACUUGAGGAAGGAAUGUCGAGAAUCAUCAUCAACUUUUCUCUCUUUCAUUCAGCGGGCAUGUAUCGGACAACAACUCAUCCUUAUCGGAUUGCCUUCAUCCCUAACACGCGUGUUAGGAUUUGGGGCAUCCCUUUACCGGAUGAACUCAAUGGAUUCUCUCCAGUCAAAUUUGGUGAUAUUCAUGAUGGUAAUUUGGAUGAAAACUACUUGGUUGACGUCGUCGGCCAACUGGUCAAUGUAACUCAACUUGAAGAUGUGCCUGUCAAUGGGAAAGACACUAAGAAAAUCACUGUCGAAUUGAGGGAUGAAAGAAAUUACUUACCAACCAAGUGA